Molecule: messenger RNA, 1245 nt
Organism: Saxophila tyrrhenica
Lineage: Eukaryota; Fungi; Ascomycota; Dothideomycetes; Mycosphaerellales; Extremaceae
Exons: 2
Coding region: 1-1245 (414 amino acids)
Molecular function (GO): FAD binding
Source: RefSeq, a predicted model, not a curated record
AUGGAGGCCGGCGAUCAAAGGGCAGACAUUCAUGUUCUUAUCAUAGGCGCAGGUAUACAAGCGGUGCUGAUGGAACGCAAAGGCAUCAGCGGCCUUCUACUAGCCCAAGGCCUCAAGAAGCAUGAGAUUCCAUUCUCCAUCUUUGAAUCUGAAGACUCAGCCAAGUUCCACAGAGCGCGAGAAUGGGGCAUGUCUAUUCAAUGGGCUCUCCCCAUGCUCGCAGACUUGCUUCCUAAUCAUCUCCUGGAACGCUUGCAGUCCGAUGCUUCAGUAGAUCCACACUACGUCUUCCCCGAGACAGGCAACACGAUGCCAAUCUACAAUGCCGAGACUGGCGAGCUGAUGAAGUCUAUCCCUCUGGUCAAGAUGCUUCGCGUGUCUCGACGGAGGUUGCGCAGACUGUGCGCAGAAGGCAUUGAGGUCCAGUAUGGUAAACGAUUCCGCUCAAUGACCACCAGCGAGGACGACGGCAAGAUUACAGUACACUUCUCCGACGACUCCCAGACAAGCGGAACCCUCGUCGUAGGAGCAGAUGGCGCCAACUCAGCAGUACGCAACGCCGCUUUCUUCGACACAGAUAAAGGCAAAGCUGUUACAGCAGGCUACGCUGGAGCUAACAUGCACGUCUGCUACGGAGACGCCUCCAUUGCCCGCUUGCUCCGCGAACACCUCUCCCCGAUUCUGGGAAUCGCGAUGCAUCCUCGUGGCCACUGGCUGUGGUUUAGCAUACAGGAUGUACCUGACCCGGAGAAACCAGAAGGAUGGGUGUUCCAGCUGCAAUGGACAUUCAAGCUGGGACCUGAGACCGCGGGUUUGUCAGAGCUCAAUCUCGAAAAUCUGAAAGCUGAUGCGAGCAAGUACUUUGCUGAGCCGUGGCGGAGCGCCUGGGAGAAGAUACCACCUGGCACGAGAGUCCCCAACAAUCGUCUCUCGAUCUGGCAACCCGCACCGAUACCCAGCGAGGCUUGGGGAGGUAGAGUUGCGUUGGUGGGUGAUGCUGCUCAUGCCAUGAGUUUCCAUCGCGGCCAGGGAAUGAACCAUGGUAUCGCUGAUGCUGUCGAGCUUACCAAGAUCUUGAGUGCUGGUGGCAGGGGGAAGGAGGCUGUCCUUCAACACGAGGCAGAGAUGAUUAAGCGGGCGGGAGAAGAGGUGGCGAUCUCGAAGUCGAACACGGAGAUGGUGCAUGAUUGGGAUAGACUGAUGCAGAGUCCGCUGAUGCAGCGCGGUGGUGACAAGAACAGAUAG